Messenger RNA from Rhincodon typus (whale shark), 4035 nucleotides. RefSeq names its product CXXC finger protein 5a (gene cxxc5a). The record is from RefSeq and is a predicted model, not a curated record. Gene Ontology annotation, cellular component: nucleus. Bases 434 to 1270 code for a protein of 278 amino acids. The transcript is spliced from 3 exons. Lineage: Eukaryota; Metazoa; Chordata; Chondrichthyes; Orectolobiformes; Rhincodontidae. Gene Ontology annotation, molecular function: methyl-CpG binding; zinc ion binding.
UCCAGCAUCUGCAGUUCCUACUAUCUCAGAAACAAUAUUGAAACUGUGACAUCUUGUCCAAAUGUAUUAACUUUCAUGUAGUUCUUGUGCUGAAACAGGAUUACAUGUUGACUGACUUAAUUGGAUGUGUGUGUAUCACUGGCAAGGCCAGCAUUUAUUGCCCAUCCCUAAUUGCCCUUGAACUGAGUGGCUUGGUCAGCCAUUUUGGAGGACAUCUAACAGUCAGCAACAUUACUGUGGAUCUGGAAUCACAUGUAGGUCAGACCAGAGCCUCAUCGUCCUUGGGGUAACUGCAGAAGGUGCACAGAGGUUUGCGAAUCAGCUGUUGAGUUAGCCAAGAUUUACAACAUUUUUCCAGGUCAAGUUGGUAACAGAGUGCUGCUUCACAUAGAUACUGCAUAAUUUUGAUUUUCAAAAUACUUCUGAAUCUUUAAUGAUGUCUAAUGCCGGCAAACUUACUGAGCAACAAAUCUCUCAGACCAUAGAUCCUUUGGAAAAAGAUAACUCUAAGGAUGAUGAACUUACUGCUGAAUUGGAAAAAAGGAGCAGAAGUGGUAUAAUUAAUGAGCCACUAAGCAAAGUUCUAAAGAAACCUCGUACAUCAACUCGCUUUUCUACAUUUGGCAGUACCAGCUCAAUGAACGGGCAAUUGCCAAAUGGAAGUAUCUUAGUACAUGGAAAAGAAUCAACAGUUGUUCCAAACAGUACUACCUCAAAGCACAAAAGAGUCUCGCACAUGCUAGAUAAAUCUGACAGGUCACUGGAAAGCUCAUCAGAAAUGCAGAAUGAAGUGCACAUUGCUUCUUCAGACCUUCAAAAGCAGGUAGAACCUGAGCAUAUUUUCCUCUCCAGUGAGCGAGAAGCUGGGAUUUCUGACAUGGAGGUGGUAUCUGCUGCUGAGGCAAUAAGCAGUCCUGUUGAUUUACCCUUCAUGAGUGGAAUUCCCUUGAAUCCUGGUGUUUUUAUUAUGACUCCUGCUGGGAUAUUCAUGGCAGAUAGUGCACUUCAAAUGGCCGGUCUGGUAGAAUAUCCGUUGCAGAAUGACCUUGCUUCAGCCAUUCAUUCUGGAAAAAAGAAGAGAAAGCGAUGUGGCAUGUGUGAGCCCUGCAGAAGAAGAUUAAAUUGUGAGGAAUGCAGUAGCUGUAGAAAUCGCAAAACUGGCCACCAAAUUUGCAAACUGCGAAAAUGUGAGGAACUUAAAAAAAAGCCAACAGCGGCGUUGGAGAAAGUGAUUCUUCCUUCAGGAGCAGCAUUUCGGUGGUUCCAGUAGAUGUGAGCACGCAAUUCCCAGAGUUGUGUCAUUAAGUGCAAUGUGUCUGCUUGCUUGUAUUGUCUCAGGCAAACAUUGUUGGCUGAAGUAAAUGGACGCACCCUGUGUUUUCUUAGAACCAAAACUCUUUCUGCAACUUUCAUUCCAAUUUUUAUGGAGGUGAAUUUUAUGUUGUAAGAAUGAAUAUCUUUAGUCAUUGUACAAUGUGUCAGUGCUAUUACAAUAAAUCUGUAAAAUGCAGUACCAAGUCAAAAUGGGCACAGUAUGGACAAUCAGAUUUUAUUUGUUUGAUGUUGAUGUCUGUUGCGUAAAUUGGAAAGUGCUAGGAGUGUUUAGAAAGUUAAUUUUACAGAUAUCUUUUAAGACUAGUUGACUGAACACACUGUUCUAGACAUAGCACAAUGGUUAAAUUACAUGCCUUUUCCAGUCUACCUUUAUUCUAUAUUUUAAUGCAUAUUUCCCCAGCUGUCAUUGAGUUGAUCGUUGUAUCAUGGCACUCUUGACAUUGUAGUCUUGGACACUUAAGUAGACAUUAGAAUAUAAUUUUCAUAAUUUUGUUUAUAGACAUUUUUGUAAAUUGCUGAAAUAAUAUCACUUCCGUGGUGGUCAUUAAGCCACUGGUUUUCAUGUAAAAUCACCAGCUUCACACCUAUUGCAUGGUGCAUUUUGUAAUGAUUUGGCUGUUUUUGGCUGUUUUGUGUAGAAUAUUAGUGUUUCUUUUGUGUGUGUCAGAUUUCAAUUUGCAGCUCAUAAUCUUGCAUGUGGCACUUGGCAUCCCUUAUGAUGAGCAGACUGAUUUCUGGAAAUGCUCUUUAGGGAGGUUAGCUUUUCAUAAGCUAGCAAAUUUUUAUGUUGCUUCUGGUACAAUGAUACACUUAAGACCCUUAUUUUAAUUGCCUGCCAAAGAAAAUCAGUGCCCCAGUGAUAUCUAGGCAUGGUGAAUCAUUGGAAUCCCUUGUUUGUGAAAUCUUUCAAACAUAACGGCUGUUGAAUCACAAAAGCAUGUCAUUUUAGUGACACAGCAUAUUACAGAAACCUUUUAAAGAUGACUAAAGGAAUCAAGGCACUACACUUGAGAGGAGGGGCAAAAGCAUUUGUCAGCAAGUAAAUACCUUUCCUCUCAGAUAAAUUGCAUUUUGUUGAAUGAUUAACAGAGAGAAUGGUAUUUAUAUGUAUACAACUUAUGUUGAAAGGGGAAAGAACUACAGUACUUUGAAACAAAUGGUGCCCACCUUGGCUAUAAGAAUACUCACAACUUAAACUCACAACCCCAUCAAAUUGAGCACUGACCCUCUACUGUAUUGCCAGUCCUCUCCACAUAAAAAAGUAUGUGACAAAACACAGACUCAAAACAUAAUUUUAAAUAAAAUUAUUUAAUUUUAUUUAAUCUGUGUUCACACACCAAAUGUAGGAUCUAUGUGACCUGUUUUAAGCUUCAAGGAGCUUCCAGUUUGUGUUUAAGUCCAGAGUCAGGGUCCAAUCUGACUCUUCAACCAAGUGGAUUUAACAAGUAGUCUCACACUUGCUGCCUGUGGAGUGUAAAUUCAGUGCAGGGAAUCCCCUGGGGGCAUUGUAAACCAAUUUACCUCAGUUGCAAAGUUUAGAGAGAGUUUCCCCUCCUUACUUUCUUGACAGUCAAAUUACUAAUUCUUAUGGGAGAACUGUGGACUUUUGUCUAUUCAGACAUGCACAGUUCUCUCUCUCAUACAGGACAGCUGAAAUUUCAGCCUGGUGGAAGCCAAGCAAUGUAAACAGGAAGUGUGAACAAGUGUGCAUGCUGUAAACACACCCAUUAAUGCAUGCACUAAUGCUUUUUAAGAACUAGAGUCAAAAAUUUCUUUAUGAAAAAGCACUGAUAUCAGUAAACAUCAUCUUUUUGAAACACUGGUGGGGUUGGAUUAAGAGAAUCCUUUUUGGAAGGUAGCACAAAAUAACCAAUAGCAAAUGGAUUAGAAUACUGGGCAGAGUGGAAAGUUGCCUGUUUUGAUCCACCUCCCAAGAAAAGUUGUACCCGCAAGGAGUCUCAAUGGGUGACAUCAAUCAUCUUUGUUUGGUAUGUUUAAAAUAAAAACAGAUCUCUUUCUGGCAGCCGUUGCAAAUGAUUGCUAAGCUGAACUGGUAAAAAUUAGUACUGACAAGAGCCAGGGUCCAGAAACAAUUAACCUGUGAUGAGCCCAAUACUAUUGCUGUGCCAUGUCUAAAAUGUAUACUUCUUUUGUUAUGCUUAUUGAAUAAUGUAUUGGAUACCAAAAUAUAGUGAAAUCUGUUUGUUUCCCAGGAAUCACAAUAAAGUUUUUAAAGUCCUCAUAAGACAAAGAAGAGAGAAAUAAAAUGAUUGUUGUAAAGCCACAAUUCUAAGUAUGUACAUUUUUCAAUGAGUCAGUAUUGUUUCAGGGUGAAUCAUGAUAAUGUGCAAGAACAUUUAGCUUUAUGGAAAGGAUUCAAACUACUUCAAAAUAAUCACUGUUUAAGGGCCCUUGGCUGUUUUGUGUCAGCUUGAGCACUGAUUUUUUUUAAUAUAUGUUAAUUCAGAAAAUGCCUUCCAGAUAUUGUGAGAGGUAGCAAAGCAAAUGAUUUGCAAAGAAACACACAAAAUAUAUGGAUAUAGUUUUUUUUUCUAGUUAUGUAAUUAAUUUCAGUGUUGUAAACUGGUCUUAAGAUUCGUUUGGUAUGUUUAAAGCAAAAACAGCAAAAGAAAAUGGAACAAAUUAUAUGCAUCAGCAAUAUGGUGUCUCGUCUGUAGCAAUUCUGUAUACAAAUAAAAU